Molecule: messenger RNA, 711 nt
Organism: Melampsora larici-populina 98AG31
Lineage: Eukaryota; Fungi; Basidiomycota; Pucciniomycetes; Pucciniales; Melampsoraceae
Exons: 5
Coding region: 1-711 (236 amino acids)
Source: RefSeq, a predicted model, not a curated record
AUGAGGUGUUCAUCUCUCUUCGCCAUGGUGGCCUGUUUAGGUCUUACCACGAUCUAUCAACCUGUAGCCUCUAUGAAGCUCGAACAAGGAAGUAACUUAGCUGUCUCGACCAAGUACGAUGAAGUUCCAGAAGCUUCAGCUGCUGAUAUGGCAGCAUGGAAGAACGUUCAAGUUUACUCACUUCUUAAAACUUAUCAAGCUUCUAUUCAACAAUCUACCGAUAAGAUUAAAAAAUUAAUGCAUAUGAAACCUAAGACUCAGAGUCAAGGUGGAUUCGAAUUUGAUUACUGUCUUUCGAUCUUUCAUGAGAUCGAAUUGAUGAUCAGAAUCAGUCAUACUUCUUCUCACGGUGUUGAACAAGUUGAAUCUAACCCAAUGCCAGCUAAGAUGCCUUUGAAGAUUCCAACAGCUGAUGAUAUUGCUGAUGUCACUCACAACACUGCCAACCUUUUAUCGAACUUUUGGCAAGAAGCUGCUGACACUACUCUUCCUUGUUUCGCGAAAUAUGACGCGCCUAAAUUACCUGAUCUUGCCUCUGCUUUUUGUGAUAUCAUUAAAAAAAUCAUUCAACAUAUUCACGACACCAUUGCUUGUUUCUUCAAACACUUUUUCCCUGAUUUUGAUCAUUACAAAGAUCUUGGAAUGGGAUUUGAUCAAAUUCUUAAUCUUUUGAAAGGACUUAUCAUCCCAGGUCAAAUUGAAUCGGCUUAA